This is a messenger RNA of Microdochium trichocladiopsis, 1458 nucleotides long. RefSeq lists its product as uncharacterized. The record is from RefSeq and is a predicted model, not a curated record. Gene Ontology annotation, cellular component: cytoplasm; nucleus. Gene Ontology annotation, molecular function: mRNA binding. Gene Ontology annotation, biological process: regulation of RNA metabolic process; regulation of gene expression. Lineage: Eukaryota; Fungi; Ascomycota; Sordariomycetes; Xylariales; Microdochiaceae. The transcript is spliced from 2 exons. The coding region runs from base 1 to 1458 and encodes 485 amino acids.
AUGUCUGCCUCGCCGACACACCACACCAACCCGGCCAAACGGCCCCUCGAGGAUGCCUCUUCGCCGUCGAGAGGGAACGACCAGCCAGAAGCCAAGAGGCCCGCCCUGGACAAGGUUAUCCACAACAACGAGGACGAGGAUGAGGAGGACAAAGUCGACAUCCCCGAGAGCAAUGGCGACAAGUCUCCUUCUCCAGCCUCGGUAACCGCUACCCAGGAGACCAUUGAAGAGUCCAAUGGCGCCAAGACCGAUUCCAAGGAUGACCAGGGCGACACCGUUGUCUCCGAUGCGGGCGAAGGAAAAGCUGUGGCAUCCGGCACAGGCACUGGUUCCGCCGCCGUGCCUACUGGCACGCCAAGCAAUGUCAAUGACGAAACCGCUUGGAUCCAUAUUCGUGCUGUCAUCUCCAGCCCAGAGGCUGCGACCAUCAUCGGAAAAGGUGGUGAGAAUGUCUCCAAUAUUCGCAAGCAGUCUGGUGCGAAGUGCACCGUCAGUGACUACCAGAAGGGCGCUGUAGAACGUAUCCUUACCGUGAGCGGCGUUGUCGACGCUGUUGCCAAGGCUUUCGGACUCAUCAUCCGGACUCUCAACAAUGAGCCCCUCGCCGAGCCUUCGAGCGCCCAGUCCAAGACGUACCCGCUUCGCCUCCUGAUUCCUCACGUGCUUAUUGGGUCCAUCAUCGGGAAAGGUGGUGUGAGAAUUCGUGAGAUCCAGGAAGCCUCGGGUGCCCGGCUCAACGCUUCAGACUCGUGCCUGCCGCUGUCGAGCGAGCGCUCUCUGGUUGUCAUGGGUGUUGCCGAUGCUGUCCAUAUUGCUACUUACUAUGUUGGCAGUACUUUGCUCGAGCAGCUGAACGAGAGAUUUGGCGGCCCUGCCGCUUCGGCGUAUGCCACUCGCAGCGGUGGACCUACCGGCGUCGUGCCUGGAGGACUUCAGGUUGUGCCCUACAACCCCCAGCCUGCCGGAGGAAACUUCGGCCAGCGCGAGAUGUACGGCCGUCGCCCCGAUCCUCGCUCGCAGCAUGCUCCUCCUGGGCCGUACGGACAGCAGUACCCGCCUCAUCCCGCUGCGCCUCAGGGCCAUCCCACUGCCCCUCUGCAUUACACGCCUCAGGCCGGCGGCUACGGAGGUCCUGGCCCUCAUGUCGCUCCCCACCACGGCGGCCCGCAUGGCGGACCUCAACAUCCUCACGGCGGCGCGCCCCAUGCACAGCCCCCGAUGCACGGUGGCAUGGCAGGCGCCCCUCUCACGCAGCAGAUCUACAUCCCCAAUGAUAUGGUCGGUGCCAUCAUUGGCAAGGGCGGUCAGAAGAUCAACGAGAUCCGCCAGAUCAGCGGAAGUGUCAUCAAGAUCAACGAGCCACAAGACAACAGCAACGAGCGUCUGGUCACGAUUACUGGCACCGAAGAGUGCAACAAGCUGGCAUUGUACAUGCUGUACUCACGACUCGGUGCGUAA